Messenger RNA from Vicia villosa (hairy vetch), 2163 nucleotides. RefSeq names its product probable pre-mRNA-splicing factor ATP-dependent RNA helicase DEAH3. Gene Ontology annotation, molecular function: RNA binding. Lineage: Eukaryota; Viridiplantae; Streptophyta; Magnoliopsida; Fabales; Fabaceae. The coding region runs from base 1 to 2163 and encodes 720 amino acids. The transcript is spliced from 6 exons. Gene Ontology annotation, cellular component: intracellular anatomical structure. The record is from RefSeq and is a predicted model, not a curated record.
AUGGAAAUUUUGAAUGGUGCUAACAUUAACAGAUGGACUCGCAAACCUUAUUCAGAGAAAUGCAUUAAGAUUUUGGAAAAGAGAAAGAUGCUCGCAAUUUGGCAACACAGAGAUGAGUUUUUGAAUGCUUUUAGGGCCAACCAAGUUUUGGCUCUUGUUGCUCAAACUGGUAGUGGUAAAUCCACACAGAUUCCUCAAUUUAUUUUGGACGACAUGGUGACAAGUUCAGAGAUGGCGAUUGCGUGUACUCAGCCUCAGAAAGUUUCUGUAAUGUCUGUUUCACACCGUGUGGCGGAAGAGAUGGGUGUCACUAUUGGGGAAGAGAUAGGUUACAAAGUCAAAUUUGAAAAUCGCACAAGCUCGAGAACAGUUUUGAAGUAUGUUCAAGAUGAAAUGCUUUUGAAAGAAGCAAUGACAGAUCCACUUUUGCAACGUUACAAAGUUAUAAUUAUUGACGACAUACAAGAAAGAACUUUGGCUACAGAUUUGCUACUUGGAUAUUUAUCUCCACUGAUUACAAAAAGACCCGACCUGAAGUUGGUACUUAUGAGUACAGGUCUUGAAUCUGAAAAGUUUAAGAGCUUUUUUCAAGAAUUUUAUCCUAGUAUUCAUAUUAUGAAAGUUCCUAAAAGGUUAAAUCCUGUGGAAAUUGUCUAUAGUAGCCAUAAUGAACUUGACAGGAAUAAUAACUUGGCUGCUAUUAUUAAGACUGUGGUGAAUAUACAUAGACAUGAACCUCAUGGAGACGUACUUGUGUUUUUGAGUGAAGAGGAAGAUGUUGAAAAUGCAUGCCACAAAAUAUCAAGAGAAAUUUCUAAACUAGGAGAUCUUGUCGGCCCUAUGAAACUGAUUCCUCUAUAUUCCUGUCUACCUGCAACAAUGCAACACAAGAUUUAUGAGGAAACUUGUGGAAGAAAGAUUGUGGUAACAACAGACAUAGUAGAAUCUUCCUUAACAAUUGAUGGUAUUUCCUAUGUUGUUGACUCGGGAUUUGUUAAGAAAAAGGUUUUUGACCCUAAACUAUAUAUGGACUCUGCACUUGUAAUGUCAGCAAUAUCAAAAGCAAGUGCGGAUAUGAGAUCAGAGCAUGCUGGUAGAACUAUAAGGGGGAAAUGUUUUCGACUUUAUACAGAAGAAAGUUACAACAAUCUUGAUCAAGAGACAUGUCCUGAAAUUUUGAGAUCAAAUCUUACCAACAUGAUUCUCUCUUUCCUGAAACUUGGUAUAGAUGAUUUUUUGUUUUUUGGUUACGUUGACUCUCCUGAUAUGGAGUCUCUAGUGCGCGCCUUUGUAACAUUGAAGUUCUUGGGUGCAUUUGAUGAUAAAAAUUGCAAGAUAACAUAUCUUGGUGAGAUUAUGAGUGCGUUUCCCUUGGAACCUCAAAUGUCAAAAAUGCUACUUGUUAGUCCUGAAUUCAACUGUUCAGAAGAGAUAUUAUCAAUUUCUUCCAUGCUAUCAGUACCCAAUUGCUUUGUGGGAUCUAGAGAGGAACAAAAAGAAGUAAAAGCUAAGUUUCACAGCACUCAUGGAGAUCAUCUCACACUCUUGAACAUCUACCGUGCAUACAAACAAAAUAAAGAGGAUCUCACUUGGUGCAAUGAUAAUUUCAUUAAUUAUUGGGCACUAAAAGAAGCAGAUAAUAUAAGACAAGACUUGACGCGUAUCAUGAUGGCUACAUUCGAUCUGAAUUUAUGUAGUACUGACAUUAACAUCAGUAUCAACGACAUAAGAAAGUCUAUUCUUGCUGGAUAUUUCUUGCACGUAGCACAUUUAGAUACUACUGGAAACUACAUCACAUUUGAAGGCAAUAAGGUGAUGAAUUUUCAUCCAUCAUCCAAUUGCUUGGAUGACCACAAGCCUGAAUGGAUCAUUUUUAAUGAAUUUGUUGCUACUGAUUAUAAUUUUAUUCCUAUAGUAACAACAAUACGUGGUGAUUGGCUGGUCGAUUCAGCAGCACCAUGGUCAACGUACUACCAGUUAUCAAAAUUUCCUAAUAGUGAAGCAAAGUGUAUUCUUGAGAGACUUAGCGCAUAUGUUUCGUAUGCAAGAAUGUUGAAGGAAAGAAAACUUGCAGAUGGAAAGCUUGGAAAGCAUGCAAACAUAAGCACAUUCCAUCGAUUGUUACCUUAUCAACACAAUAGGAAAAGAAAACAAAGACUUUAG